CUCCAUAGAAAUACCGUCCGAUUACAACACUGUAGAACGACACAGACUGUUGGAAAACCAAACAUUUCGUGAUAAAACAUCAAAAUUGAUUGAUAAGAUAAAAGUGUCACUCGUUUACGAACAAAUAUUGGCUCAAUGUAAUGUAAUAGUAGAGAAAACGACUGAGGAAAACGUUUACGGAUCUUUGUUUGCAAAGUUCAAGGUCGGAGAUAUAUAAUUAUUAAAACCGGUGAGUGACGUCAACGCUUCGAUCGUUGAGAUUUUUUUGAUUACACCUGUCCAUCAACAUCUACAUACGACAACGACACUAAGUCAUUCCAUGAAAUCAGACUAACAAGAAAUGAGUUUUAAGUCCCGCGGCAUUUCAAAAAUUGUUCUUUCUGUCGAACAAUCAGAAGGAAGAGGAGCACGAGUAAGACGAAGUAUUGGUCGUCCAGAGCUGAAGAAUUUCGAUCCGUUUCUAUUGUUGGACGAGUUUAAGUCUUCAUCGGAAGCAGUAUCCGGAUUUCCUGAUCAUCCACAUAGAGGUUUCGAAACUGUAACGUACGUGCUACCGACCAGCCAAGGUUCAUUUCAGCAUGAAGACUUUUGUGGUCACAAAGGGACAAUUGAACCCGGAGCUUUGCAAUGGAUGACUGCAGGAAGGGGAAUUGUUCAUUCCGAAAUGCCGUUUGGAAGUGGAGUUGGUCAUGGACUUCAACUGUGGGUUAAUUUGCAUUCCAAAGAUAAGAUGUGCGAACCAGCUUAUCAAGAAUUGAAGGCCGACGAAAUAACGACAGUCAAAAAAGAUGGAAUCACUGCCAUCGUCAUUGCUGGAAAUGCGUUCGGUGUUGAAUCAAAAGUUUACACCAGAACACCGAUCCAUUACACUCAUUUUAUGAUGGAACCGAACACGGUUCUACAACACCACAUCCCUGUUAAUUGGACAUCCUUCAUUUACGUUCUCAGUGGAAAAAUAAAAGUUGAAAAUUGUAGCACUGGCCAAUUCAUUGAAGCUCAUAACACGGUUGCUCUGAAUGAAUAUGGAGAUGGCGUUAUUGUAUACGCUGGUGAAGAAGGCUCAAGUUUUGUGUUAAUAUCCGGACAACCGAUCGGUGAAAAGGUUGUACAACACGGUCCUUUCGUAAUGAAUUCACAAACGGAAAUAACGCAAGCUUUCGAUGAUUAUCGCAAUGGGAAGAAUGGGUUUGAAAAAGCACCAGGUUGGGAAUCGGAAAUUGGAAAAGUUUUGCUGAAACCAUCUAGAAGGUAGACUAGUGACUUUGUUAUUGUUGUUAUCUUAGCGUUGACGGUAAUAAAUUUUUAAAAC
Molecule: messenger RNA, 1309 nt
Organism: Bradysia coprophila
Lineage: Eukaryota; Metazoa; Arthropoda; Insecta; Diptera; Sciaridae
Product: pirin-like
Biological process (GO): monocyte differentiation
Cellular component (GO): nucleus
Molecular function (GO): quercetin 2,3-dioxygenase activity
Source: RefSeq, a predicted model, not a curated record